UUUGAAGAAUGAGACGCGGCCUCGCUCUCCCAGCAUCCUUAGCGGCGGGCGACGGAAAACGCAAACGGCCAUGUCGUGGUAGAAACCAGCUCAGAGACGACGAGCUAAUCCGCUUCACAAGCUUCAACUCGAGCCACUCGUGUUAUGUAGCGUGUAAAAACAACAAAUACAGCUCUCAGAGUCACACAUCUGCACUGUAGGUGUUACAGCGACAGGAUUUCGUGGACGUAAGUGUGUUUAUUGAAAGGCAAAAAAAACAAGACAAACAUGAGCGGAGGAGGAACGCCGUACAUCGGCAGCAAAAUUAGCCUAAUCUCCAAGGCCGGGAUCCGCUAUGAAGGAAUUUUGUACACCAUUGACACUGAAAACUCGACCGUAGCUCUUGCUAAAGUACGCUCUUUUGGGACUGAGGACCGACCCACUGACAGGCCUAUCCCACCUCGGGAGGAAGUGUUUGAGUACAUCAUCUUCCGAGGUAGUGAUAUAAAAGACCUCACAGUUUGUGAGCCCCCUAAAGCCACUAGCAGCCUGCCUCAGGACCCUGCCAUAGUUCAAUCAUCGAUUGGCUCCACCAAUGCUGCAGCACCACCUUUAUUCCAGUCGGCUGGGACCUAUGGUCCAUACAGGGGCCCUGCUGUUGCACCAUACAGUCAGUUUGGUGGUACACCUCUUGCAGCUCAGCAGUUUGGAUCUGCUGCAGCAGGGCGCACUAGUCCCCAGCUGGAUGCAUUAACAAAAAUUCCCACUCUGGAGCCAGCAGUGCAGCCUCCUCCAUCAGCUGCCCCAGCACCACCUGCACCUGUAGGUCAGAGGACUCAGACGGGGGCGGCAGCUCCCAGACCCACCGGCACCGCGGAUGGCAGCCAGAAGCCUCCAGACCUCCUGGAGCAGAGGAAGGUUCCUGACGUUCACAAGGUAUCGCAGCCAGAUAAUGAACAUGGUGCUGUUGAAAACCGGGAUCCUAACAAGCAUCAAGCUGCUGCUGCUGCUCAGUCCAACCGCCGCGGCCGUGGAAGAGGAAACCGCAGUAGAGGGAAAGUUAACGUGCGUCGUGAUGGCCCAAUGAAGUUCGAAGAAGACUUUGACUUUGAGACUGCCAACGCUCAGUUCCACAAGGAUGAGAUUGACAAAGAGCUUCAGAACAAGCUCAAACUGAAAGAUGACAAGGCUGAAAAGGCACUGAAUGGAGAAGAAACUGCUGAUUCGGAACAUCCAGCCACUGAGGGAGCCAAUGAGGAGGAGGAUGCAGCUGUGAUAAACACAUGUUACUAUGACAAGUCCAAGUCCUUCUUUGAUAACCUGUCCUGUGAUGACUUAAGUAAAUCAGGCGAAAGAGGAUUUUCAAGAGAGCGAAGGUCGACCUGGGCUGAAGAGAGACGAAUGAAUUCUGAGACAUUCGGCAUCCCUCUGAGACACAAUCGAGGACGAGGAGGUUACCGUGGUCGGGGCUACAUGGGGCCCCGUGGAGGCCGCGGGCGACCGCUGAGCAGAGGUUCCUUCGGGCCACCCCGCGGUGCCCCGCCUGGCUUCAGAGGCGGAUUCAGAGGUGGCAGAGGAGGCCGGGAUUUCUCUGACUUUGAAUACAGGGUAAAUUAUUGAAAGAAGGAUAACAAGGUGGCUGCAUAGUACUGCAGCGACGGAUCCACACAGAAUUGUAGCCCCUCAUCAUGAAAUGAUUCCUGUUGAAGAAAUUCUUUGGUCUCCACAUUUGACAGAAAGAAUGAAGAUUUAUCCUCUCAGUCACUAGCACCAGGGUCGACUGCUUUACAUCAGGGGGUGAGAGUGCAGCUCCCUUUUCUCCACUUUGAGAAACAGGCUUUUUGUUUUGUUUUUCUUUUUUGCCCCAGUCACCAGAGACAAGAACAUGUGUAAAUACUUUGCUUUGGAGUAAUUCUGUAUUUUUGCAUCAGUCAUGUUCAUUUCUUACUAAAGUUGUCUUUGAUAUUGAAAGCUGUAUGCAGAAAGCCCACUGAUACUGUGAGUGGAUCACAGUUCAUGUGAUCAAUAGCUUUAUUUUUUAUUUCCUUUCAGUUUUUGAUAUGAUGAUGUACAUUGUCACCAAAAUUCACUGCAUUGCCUGUUGCAUCAGAUGCUUCUCUGCUCAGUUUGGUUGCCAUGUGUUCAGUAUUUUUGGAUAACUUUUUUUCUUUCUUUCUUUCUUUUUUUUUGGAUAUCCAUAAUUAAGUAAUUAAACGCCAGCUGAUGGAAAUAAUAUCUGAUCUGAAUAUUAGAAUAAACGAAUGUAUAUCUCAGUCCCCCCCCCCCAAAUUGUGGCUCUCCAGACAGACUUUUAGUUUAGAUUUUUAAGAAAUGUGUAGACAGUAUUUAGAGCCCCUCGAACCUCCAACAUCAGAUGAAUUCUGUUCUUGCUUUACAUUUGUAGGUGAACCUCUGGCAGCCUGUUAAUAAAAGCCUAAUGCAGGCAGUCAAUAGGAAUCGGUCAUGUGGCUUCAUGGGGUUUACAGCAUUAGCCUUAGAAAGUAUGUGUCGACUGUAGAUUUUGUUUUUGGCCAGGUCUGUUUUAUAUAGUUGAUGAAACAAAGAGCAUUCCCAUGAUUUGUGUCUGUGAAAGAGGAACAUUCAUUGCUGUCAACGCCUUUAGAGGUUCUUAAAAAAAGGAAAGAGUCAGGGUUGAAUUUGACAAAAAAAAUGCUCAGCUAUUUUGCCAAAAAGAACAUGAGAAUUUGGUUGAAAAGUAAUUGAAAGUCCAUAAGUUCUCAUUUUAGUACCUGUUCAAUCUACAUUUCUGUGUCUAAAAUAUACUGAGCCAUCUGUUAAGCAUGUUUUUUUUUUUUCUUUGAAUCGUCUUAUAGUUGUCAUCUGUGUUGUUUUUUCAGUCUCCACAGUCAGCUGUUUCCACAGCAAAACUCAGUACUUGCAAUGUUGUAAGGUUUGUUUACUGAAAAUGGGAACUGUUUUUUAAAUGGACUGAAUAAUGUCUCAAAACGUUAAUGUUCAGUACAAAUUUCAGAUUGAUGUCAGCCCUUUGGUUUGUUCGCAGAUCCUCUUGUUGCAUUGUUGUCAAUGUGAUUGUUCUCCAGAGUGGAUUUAUUAUUUUUUUACCAACUUGUGAACAAAGGGACAAGAACUGGAUGUGGUGCCAGUGUGUUGUUGGGAGAUUUUUUUUCGUUGCUUUCUUUUUGACUCUGGUAUGUUAGUACUUUAGGGACUUCAGAGUAUUUUUGCCUUCAGAGUGGUGAAUUUUCUACAGCUCUCCCUUUAACUUAAAGGUUACCUUUUGACAAAACUAUUGAUAGCACUACGAGGUGAAUCUAGAUCCUUCUCAGUAGCUGUGGUUGUUUAGAGCAAAGCAGCCCAGUUGAAAAUGUGUGCUGUUUAACUGGAUAUUGCACAGAUUGGUAAUCACUGCAUGAUAGCCGUAGAAAUCAUCACUUUACUAUAUGGGCUUUCGCAAUAACCAGCAAGAUUAAAUUUGAGACAAAACGUAUUAUUGAGCGAUUAUAACUGACGUGUUUUCAUAUGUUUGUUACUCCUUCCAGUCACUGGAAUUGUAAACCAGGAAUUGUUUUCUUGGCAAUAUCAGCAAAAUGGAGUUUUUACGUAAAAAUAAAGAGUUGUACAAUAACA
Messenger RNA from Larimichthys crocea (large yellow croaker), 3588 nucleotides. It is a transcript of the gene lsm14ab, whose product is annotated as LSM14A mRNA processing body assembly factor b. The record is from RefSeq and is a predicted model, not a curated record. The transcript is spliced from 10 exons. The coding region runs from base 268 to 1599 and encodes 443 amino acids. NCBI's taxonomy places the organism in Eukaryota, Metazoa, Chordata, Actinopteri, Sciaenidae. Gene Ontology annotation, cellular component: P-body. Gene Ontology annotation, biological process: cytoplasmic stress granule assembly; P-body assembly. Gene Ontology annotation, molecular function: mRNA binding.